GAUAAGUUCCUCGAUCUUCCUGAAUUACGUCAGUACACGCAACCACGCUCCCACUCCCUCAGCCUUUGCGGCCACGUCUUGUCAAGUUAAAGUUGAUCUGACGAGCGCCACAAGUGUCCAUAUAAUCUACCUAUUUUUAAUUUCAUAACAUAUGAUAUGGUCCACAGUUGAUAUACUCCUUCCAGAUGACUGAACAUCGUCAUCCUCUUACUGGAAACAUAUUUUUUUAGUUUAGAAAUCGUCCUCACAAUUUAUGAAACUAAAUAUUAUAGUAACAAAAGCAGAACAAAGGGUUCCAUAUUAGCUACCAGUGUGGAAAAAUGGCGCGGCUGCUUGGUACCUUGGCUGCCCUUAUUGGUAGCUUUGGCUUGAUGUUACUGUUGCUCACGGUCUCCAAAAGCAUUUCCUCGACACCAAUUAGAGCUUCUGUUGUCUUGAGCAGCCAAGAGUACCCGACCCUCACUAGAAAAUGUUUUCUCUACGACAAUGUGACUGCCGAAAACAUCUGUUGCAGGAUGCAUCAGUACAAGCGGGACACCGAUAUUCUCCGCUGUAUUAGAAGAGCGAAUACUGAAGCGCUGGCAUCUCUCAGGAAAACGCGGUCCAACAUAUUACCUAUGUCAAAUGACACAGAUAACGUCAUAGGUGGGCAAAAUUACCCGAAAUCGAGCAACGUGGCGGCGGAUCUAAUGGCGGGCCGAGCAGACUGGACGCUGGCGACUCGCACGCCCGACUUGGUCGGCGUGGCGCACUGGGUGUUGGUCGGGGACUCGCACCUCAGGUACCUGUUCGACGUCCUCAUCCGCCGGGCGCGUGGCGUUGGCCUCCAGUUCAGGAAGAAGGACUCCGAUGAGUGGCGUCCCGCUCAUCUGCUGCUGAGAAAUUUCCGACUUCACACCACCUAUGAAGAUUUCAAAGUUCGCCACUUGGCCGUUCCUUUCCGUGUAACGUUCUACUGGGACCCGCUCCUCCAGAAACUCCCGACGCUCAUGAAGGGCUGGGAAGAGAAUCGCCGCUCGGCUCCCACGCUGGUCAUUCUUGGUUCUGGACUCCACUGGAUGCUUGAUACAGAGCCCCUGUACAAAGAAUCGGGUCCAGAUGCGGCGAUGGGCAUUUAUAGUGAUUACCUCAGCAGUUUAUCAAACGACCUCAUCCGUCUAGCAAACACUGUACCCACGAUUUUCAAACUCCUUGAUGAAGUUCCGACAGCGCAUGACAACUCACAGAUUCAUCCCCAGUACAACGUGGAAAACUUUGAGUUAUUUAAUCGCAUGAGCCGACAGGCCUUGGCGGGAACAGGAGUGCUGAUGUGGGACAGCGGCUUGCCUCUUGCCCAGGCCUACACGAAGGAAUGCCUGGCGACACAUGUUGUAACAUAUCCAGACUACAGAUGGAAGUGCCAUGACGCCAGACACGUGGGAUACAUAUUAGUGGAGCAAUAUGGCGAUAUGAUAUUUAAUUUCGCGUGUAAUAAAUAUAUGGAUCUAUCGAGUGAAUUCUGCUUGUAAUUUUUUCAUGGUAUAAACUGGGUCACAUAAAUAACAUCGUAUACUUGGAUUAUUUUUACUGAAUGUCGAAUUGUUAACCGCUAAUCACAUUACAACUGUACUGCUAUCAAUGUUUGUAGUAUAA
Messenger RNA from Penaeus monodon (black tiger shrimp), 1632 nucleotides. RefSeq lists its product as uncharacterized. The coding region runs from base 321 to 1508 and encodes 395 amino acids. The transcript is spliced from 5 exons. The record is from RefSeq and is a predicted model, not a curated record. NCBI's taxonomy places the organism in Eukaryota, Metazoa, Arthropoda, Malacostraca, Decapoda, Penaeidae.